This is a messenger RNA of Solea senegalensis (Senegalese sole), 1805 nucleotides long. RefSeq names its product oxysterol-binding protein-related protein 3-like. The coding region runs from base 164 to 1276 and encodes 370 amino acids. The transcript has a single exon. Gene Ontology annotation, molecular function: cholesterol binding. Gene Ontology annotation, cellular component: intracellular membrane-bounded organelle; cytosol; plasma membrane. Lineage: Eukaryota; Metazoa; Chordata; Actinopteri; Pleuronectiformes; Soleidae. The record is from RefSeq and is a predicted model, not a curated record.
GGCUCUGCUCACCGACCGAGGCCGGCUAUCCGGGGCCAACCGAAGAUCCGCGGCGCUACGGUAUCGUUACGUCUAGGCGGGAUUCUGACUUAGAGGCGUUCAGUCAUAAUCCCACAGAUGGUAGCUUCGCACCAUUGGCUCCUCAGCCAAGCACAUACACCAAAUGUCUGCUUAUGCCUCAGAAUGUUCAGGCGGCUCCCAGUCCUUGGUCCACCAGGUUUCCAAUGAGAGCAGAGCAGACUCUGUAUCAGAGUUCUAUGAUGCUCAGGAGUAUCUGCUGACCUCUUCCUCCUCUGAGAAUGAGGUGUCAGACGAUGACUCAUACAUCAGUGAUGUGAGUGACACCAUCUCCAUGGAUACCUACAGCAAUGAGGGAGGCAGUGUGAGACACAACUCUGACAGCAGUGUGAUAACUCUGACACGACGGCGCUCCAUGCUGCCUGCUCCCUGUCCUGCCAGCAGCGUGAGCCUGUGGAACAUCCUGAGGAACAAUAUUGGAAAGGACCUGUCAAAGGUGUCUAUGCCAGUGCAUCUCAACGAGCCUCUCAACACCCUGCAGAGGCUGUGUGAAGAGCUGGAGUACAGCGAGCUACUGGACACUGCCAACCAGACCCAAGACCCUUUCCAACGCAUGGUCUAUGUUGCUACGUUUGCGAUAACUGCCUAUGCAUCCACCUACUUUAGAGCAGGAAGCAAACCCUUUAACCCUGUCCUGGGAGAGACGUACGAGUGUGACAGAGCUGAUAAGGGCUUCAGAUUUAUAGCUGAACAGGUGAGUCACCACCCGCCUGUGUCAACAUGUCACGCCGAUUCAAGGAACUUCAGCUUUUGGCAAGAUGUGCGAUGGAAAAAUAAAUUCUGGGGCAAAUCCAUGGAAAUUGUUCCCAUGGGAACCACACAUGUCACACUCCCUGCCUUCAGGGACCAUUAUGAAUGGAACAAAGUGACGUCCUGUAUCCAUAACAUCCUGAGUGGCCAACGCUGGAUAGAACACUAUGGGGAGAUGGUCAUCAAAAAUAUCAACAGUGACACCUGCCAGUGUAAAGUCACAUUUGUCAAGGCAAAGUCAUGGUAUUCUUCUACUGAAGUGAAAAAACCGGUACAGAAACGGAUCGAUCCUAGCUCAUUUAAAAUAGAUAAAAAGCAAGUCAGGGACUUGGGGGAGCAGAACUCUCUUAUAUUUAAAAGCAAGUCAGGGACUUGGGGGAGCAGGACUCUCUUAGAUUUAGGGCAGGGACCUAAAAAUGAUUACUGUCUUUGGAAGGACAAGGUUUAAACUAAUCCCUCAGGGCUGAGAAAACAACAGGCGUCGGGGUCUGGGAUCCAAAGCAAGUCAGGGACUUGGGGGAGCAGAACUCUCUUAGACAAACCGGUAAAAUAAAUAGAUUAAAUUUCCGCUAAUAAGUAACAACAGUAAGUUGAAUAUGCGGUGCCAGUAACGAAAGAAGCUGUAAGUCAUGGUAUUCUUCUACUUUGUGAAAAUUUAGCAUAAAAUUAGAAAACUUAGGAUACGAACUCUUUUAAAGUCGACAUAUAUAUGUUGUGUGUUAAAUGUUGUCUUGUGUUGUUUUGUGUUUUGUGAUGUUUUAAUGUGUGCGCCAUGGCUUUGUGUUGUUUUAUGUGCCUGGUAGCAUAGGCUCAGGCUGCAGAGUGUUGGUCCUUUUCAGUGACAAUCAAAAUACCAAAUUUUAUUUGGGAUUUGUUCCUGAUAGUGGAUGCAUUGUUAAAAACAAGAAUAGAUAAAUAAAUAAAUAGAAAUUUAGAGUCUGGACAGAAAUUAUAUGUACAAUAUUUGGAAAGAAAAA